AUGAAGAACCUUGAUAUCCUCCCUCAUUCAAGAAAGAACGAUGCUGAUACACAGGUAAACAAAAGCACUGGUGGCGACCAAAACUCGUCCCAGAUUUCAAACGUCGAAUUCGGUACCUUGAAAAAGGUUGGAACCAAUGUGUCACAAGCAUCGACAUUUAGUAAUGCAACAGCCAAAUCCAAUCCAUUAGUCAAGCUUUUCACUCGAAACAGAUCACAAUCCAACGUUGCUGCCAGAAAUUCAGAAGUAUGCAUUUUGGAUGCUCCGGAUUCGAAAGUUGAAUUCGACGACAACGAACCCUUGAAAGAACCCAAAAUUACCAAGUUGAGAGCCGCGAAAAAGAUAUUGAGUCCAACGAGCAAGCUGCAUUUCGAUUCUGUGAUAGACUCAAGCUCCACUGAUGAAGGAAUCUCCAAGAGGCAAUCGAGCGAAGAAUCGAGGGGGAAGAAGCAAAUAAUAUCGUCACCCCUGUCUGGUUUCCAUAAUUUAUUCCACAAAUCUCACUCUGCAAACGGCUUGUCCAAAUUUGGAGAUCGCAACGGUGAGGACAAAAUACACACUAGCUCCUUAAAGGCCUCGAUUUGCUUAUCCUCAAACAAUUCCAAUUCUGUUGUGAAUGAUAUAAUGCUCGCUCGAGUUUAUAAAUUUACAAAUGCUAAUUUCUCAAAUGAAGAUGGUGAAACAUUUGCAGAGCAUUCUUCGCUUCUUGAUAUUCAUAGGAAGAUGUUGACCCCUGCCGAUCUGUACAUUCAAAACAAAUUGAAUAAGCACCAUCAACAUGAAAUUGGGCUAGGUAUUGUUGAUAAAAGUGAAACUGCGGUGUUGGGCAUGCCAGCUAAUGAAGAGGCAAAACUAAAUAAAUCACGUCAGCAAAUAUGCUCGCUACUCAAGCCAUUGUUCAUACCAUCCAGACAGAAGAAAGUGGCAUCUUCGAAUGAGUAUCCAUUUUUGGGGCACUCCCUAGAUGAAAUAGGGCAUAUAAUCAGAAAUCAACUUUCACUGGACUCAAAUAGACCUGCCAACAAUGUUGAGCUGACCCCAAAGUAUGUGAAAUAUAAGCUGAGGUCAAACAAGUCUAGCUCAAAGGGUCAAGUGCUUGGUGCAGAUACACAUGACAGUAUGUGUACUACACCUUUUGAUGAAAGCGACUUGAGGGAAAUCAUCCUGGAUCUAACCACAAUUUUUUUGUCAUGUUUAGGUUGGUUAAGGCGUGAUGUGCUUCAAUCUGUGAGACCGUCCGAAAAUAGCAACAAACAACGCGGUUUUGAUUACCUAGAUAUGUGGCAAAUCUUAUCCCAAUCAUGGUUUUAUUACAACAAAAACAUUCGCUUUCAAAUUUUGCAAAUAUUUCAAGUGGUGUUCACUACCACCCCUAGAUGGUACGGAGAGCCAAUCUUGCCCUCAACUUAUAUCGAUGAAGUCUUGCAAAAUUCUUUCUGUACAGUAUUUAUCGUUCCCAUAGUUGAAGACAGCAAGAGACGCUCGAUAGCUUCACUGUCUGUAACGACCAUUGCAAGCUGCGGAGUGCUCGACAAUCACGAAAAAUCAUUGUUUUUACAUGACCCAACAUUGCUCUCGAAUGCAUUACACUGUCUUGGCUCGCUACAGGCUUUACCACAAUCGAGUUAUUCCAAUACCGAGAUUGAAACGCAUAAUUUGAAACAAAUAAUGAGGGUCAUGAUAGCAAACUUGUCUAAUCUUUCUUGA
This is a messenger RNA of Lodderomyces parapsilosis, 1707 nucleotides long. RefSeq lists its product as uncharacterized. The record is from RefSeq and is a predicted model, not a curated record. The transcript has a single exon. Lineage: Eukaryota; Fungi; Ascomycota; Pichiomycetes; Serinales; Debaryomycetaceae. The coding region runs from base 1 to 1707 and encodes 568 amino acids.